AUGGAAGCACAUAAACAAAGUGUCAAUACACAAUCGGAAAACGACGAAAUAAUUGAUGAGAUGACCAAUACAUCGGACAGUGAUGAGUUAGCAAUGCAGGAAGUUUCUCAAGAUCAUUCAGUAACAACAGCAACUCGUCCAAAUUUUGAAUCGAAUACUUCAUUAUCAAACCAUCCGCUACCAUACCAUAACCCUAUUCAUUUAGCAAUACAGCAACCAUUAAACGGAUUGAAUCUUUAUCCGGUUUCUUUCACCGAUUCUCAAUCCGCUUCACUCAUCACUGAUAAUCGUAACGCAGCUAAUUAUGAAGAAAUUUCAACAAAUUCUCCACCACCUAUAACAAUUUCCUUAUAUUCCGAUAUACAACGUUCAGCAGCAGCAAUUCAUGGUGAUCCUCAAGCUCUUCCAUUAUCAGUUAUACCGUUAACUGAUUAUCCCGAGAAUGAAUAUAUGCCUCCGCCGUUUAGAGCACCCGUAUUAUCAGUUCCAACUUCAAAUACUACAAACAAUAAUUCUUCUGAACCAAUGAAUUCAUCGUUACAACAAACAAUUACAAACAUUCAAACAGCUGCAAAAGGUGAAUCAAUGCAGACAGUUAAAAAAGGAGGUCGUAGACGUUUAAAUGAAAAUGCAUGUGGAAAUUUGGCGAAUAAUACGCCUGAAACUUUGGCACCAAAAAAACGUGGAAGAAAACGUAAAGAUGGCAGUAAUGAUAUUAUUGGUGGAAAAACGAAAGAUACUUUACAGAAGGCCUCUCGUCAAUCGAUCAAUGCUAGUAAAUUGGAAAAUAGUGAAAUGAAUAUUGACAAAGCUCCGAAGCGAAAUUCUGAAAUUUCAAAUCAAUCACUAAAUGCAGUUGCGGAAUUAGAAAAUGUUAAUGCGGAAGAAAAAAAGAAGAAAAGACGUCCUCGUAAGAAAAUCGAUGAAAAAUCUGAUGAAACGAUUGAUGAUACGACAAAUGAUACGAAGAAACACGGUUCAAUAACCAAGAAAUCAUCAGCUGCAAAGAAAGAAAGCAUGGAAGAAUUGCUGUGUAAACAAAAAAGUCGUAUGGCAUUUCCAAAAGGUACUUUUCUAAUUCGAUACUGCGAUUUGGAAACAUUGGACUGUGAUCAAAUUUGGUGUGUAGACAAUCAUCAUAUGCUGCUCAAAUAUCGCCUUUCUUCACAUAUUGAAGGAAAACGUCGUCUGUAUUUGAAAUCUCAACCUGAACGAUUCAUUGGUUGGAAAUGUGAGGAACCGUGGCAUUUUUAUGAAUUGACGAUUCUUGAACGUGAUCGUGACGGUAGCAAAGUAUUGGUACUGUAUCCGGAAGCCAAAGAAUUAGCGGAAUGUCGUGAAAAAGCAAGACGUCAGAAGCAAAUUGCGGAAGAAAUGAAACGAGGUUUGGGGACGUCACGUAAUUACGGUGAUAUCAAAGAAGAUUUCGAUGUAACAGAAGAAAAUCUAGUAAAACAAACGGAUAUUAAAGAUCGACUUUUGCAUAAAGAGGAGAAUAUGGAAGUUGAAAUGGUUGAUGAAGCAGAAAAAGCAGUUGAGCGUUUCAUUCUGAUUCCGGAUAGUGAAUACACUGAAACAAAUGAUGAACAUUCUGGAGAGGAAUUUAGUAUCGAAAAUCCUAUGGAAGAAGAGAUUAUCGUUACAGAAGACGAAGAAGAUGAAUAA
Brugia malayi is the source of this 1665-nucleotide messenger RNA. RefSeq lists its product as uncharacterized. The record is from RefSeq and is a predicted model, not a curated record. Bases 1 to 1665 code for a protein of 554 amino acids. The transcript is spliced from 11 exons. NCBI's taxonomy places the organism in Eukaryota, Metazoa, Nematoda, Chromadorea, Rhabditida, Onchocercidae.